Molecule: messenger RNA, 1278 nt
Organism: Scedosporium apiospermum
Lineage: Eukaryota; Fungi; Ascomycota; Sordariomycetes; Microascales; Microascaceae
Exons: 5
Coding region: 1-1278 (425 amino acids)
Source: RefSeq, a predicted model, not a curated record
AUGUUCUUAAUUUCAGAUUCCCCAAGUACUCUUUAUCCUUGCCCAGAGGCUUGGAAAGCGCCCCUCGACACCGUUGAUCCUCGUGUUGGUAAUGAGUUUAGAGCCGGUGAGAUUGCCUACUCCGACAUGGCCUCGGGCGAGUGGACCAUCAUUAUCCAGGGCGAGGACCUCGAUAUCUCCUUCCAACGCAAGUUCCAACUUAAUCCAACAGCUCCAGAGAAGACUCUCGUAACGAACUACCUCGACGGAGAGACCACGGUCAUCAGCACCACCGUCGAGCGGUGGUCCUCGAGGGACGAGUCGACCGAGCACUUUCGAACGACGCAGGUCGCGUGGGCAUACUGCCAUUGCCCUGAGGGCGGCUCGGGCAGCGGCGGGCAGAGGCCGCGGCCGGAUGAGAGGCCGAACGUGCCGGGGCCGAAGCCGGGCGAUAAUUGUGGUGGGGAGUGUAGGCCUUGGUGGAAUGAGGGUGGUUGGAGAUGGAGGGAUGGGAAUAAUGGUGGAGGAAAUCGUGGUGGUGGUGGGAGCGGUGGUGGAAAUAAUGGGGGAGGAGGUAACAGGGGGGGAAACAACGGAGGAGGGAACAGAGGCGGUGGUAACGGAGGGGGUAAUGGUGGAGGCAAUGGGGGCGGGAAUAACGGCGGUGGAAACCGUGGAGGCGGAGGUGGAGGAGGAGGUAACAAGGGAGGGAAUGAUGGAGGCGGGAGGAGAGGAGGUGGUAAUAGGGGUGGUGGCGGAGGAGGAAAUGGUCGUGGGCGAGGAGGCGGCGGAGGAGGUGGAGGAGGAGGCGGAGGCGGCCCUGGCAGAGACCGCGGUCGUGGAAGAGGGCCCCAGGAAACUGAAAGCGCUGGUAAUGUUCUACAUAAAGGAAAACGAGAGCAAAAGAAGAAGAGGCAUAAACUAACAGAGACCCUAGCCGUCCCCGAAGUGGCCGAGAGAGCUGUCGCUGCUGCCGCUGCUCUCACUAGCACCGUCUAUGACCGCAAGACUGUCACUUCUACUCACAUUGUCACAAGAUCUCCGAAGACCGUGACGGAGACAGCCUACUCAACUUCCACGCAGCGCAUCGAAGUUCCCCCCGAGAUUGUCUGCGACAAUACGGGGGUCCUAACCCUUACAACCGUCAUAAAGGGAAAGGGCGUUACAGAACUUCGAGCGACUUACAUUACUCAUUGGGCUACGCCCGUUGUCACAAUCUCAGAAACCGAAUUCGUCACGUCUACGGAUAAGGCUCAGGAGACGCAGUGCUGGCAGGCGGGUGGAUGGUAUGGAGCUUGA